AUUCAAUUACCCAUUUUCCUUUGCUUUCCACGUGUCAUCUCAUUUCCUCGACUACUCACGAAGUUUCUACUAAUUUUUUUUUUUUCAUGUAUAUAUAACCGACUCAUUUUUAAAUAAAUGCCAUAGUGAAAAUUAUUGUAAGAUGUGGCAGCAGACGUGGAAUACGCCUUACCGGAAAGAUGACGUGGAAGGCGGAGCAAGGCCGUUGUAUCCGGCGAUGUUGGAGAAUCCACAACUCCGUUGGGGUUUUAUUCGGAAAGUUUACUCAAUUUUGUCUCUACAGUUGCUUAUAACAAUUGCAGUUGGCGCUGUUGUUGUUACGGUUCACCCAAUUGCACAUUUUUUUGUGUCAACUGGGGCUGGAUUAGCUCUCUAUAUUCUUCUUAUCAUCGCUCCCUUCAUCACAUUGUGCCCGUUGUAUUACUAUCACCAGAAACAUCCGGUGAAUUUCUUGCUUCUUGGGUUGUUUACAGUUACUCUGGCCUUCGCUGUAGGAUUAACUUGUGCCUUCACCAGUGGGAAAGUAAUAUUGGAGUCCGUCCUAUUAACCGCAGCAGUUGUGCUUAGUUUGACCGUAUACACAUUUUGGGCCGCAAGGAGAGGCCACGAUUUUAAUUUCCUUGGACCAUUCUUAUUUGGUGCCCUUAUGGUUCUCAUGUUGUUUGCCUUUAUUCAGUUACUGUUUCCACUGGGUAGGCUCUCGGUGAUGAUCUAUGGCUGUUUAGCGUCCAUUUUGUUCUGCGCAUAUAUGAUUUAUGAUACGGAUAAUUUAAUCAAGCGCUACACUUACGAUGAGUACAUCUGGGCUGCUGUCGGAUUGUAUCUGGACGUUAUCAAUCUAUUCUUAUCUAUAUUGACUAUUUUUAGAGCUGCUGAAUAGUAUCCUUGACAAAUAAAUUACAAAAAUGUUACAUUUGCUCUUUAAAGAGCAUUGUUUAUCUAUGAAGUUAAUAUUGUAUACAUGAAUAUUUUUUUUUUUUGAAUACAAACAUCGUUGUUAGUAUUUGUAAGGUUGAUGGAUAUGUGAGUGAACAUUAGAUUAAAGGUUGAUAGCUGAAAUAUUAUAUUGUAUAAAGGGGUUAUAUCUGCAAAACAUUUGCCCUUAGCCGCAAAAAAGAAGUUUGAGUGAAUCAGCCCUA
Molecule: messenger RNA, 1139 nt
Organism: Solanum pennellii
Lineage: Eukaryota; Viridiplantae; Streptophyta; Magnoliopsida; Solanales; Solanaceae
Product: protein LIFEGUARD 2-like
Exons: 4
Coding region: 143-880 (245 amino acids)
Cellular component (GO): membrane
Source: RefSeq, a predicted model, not a curated record